Molecule: messenger RNA, 525 nt
Organism: Ylistrum balloti
Lineage: Eukaryota; Metazoa; Mollusca; Bivalvia; Pectinida; Pectinidae
Exons: 4
Coding region: 1-525 (174 amino acids)
Source: RefSeq, a predicted model, not a curated record
AUGCGUGAUGGAUGUCCUAACGAUCUUGAAAUGGUACAUCCUGUAAAGCAGGCUUAUUUAAUCGAAAGGAAGUUUCUGCACCGGUCGUGCCUUGAGUCUUUAUUCAGCAGUAUGAACGGAUCGUCACUCCUGGUGUGGCUAAGUAUCAUAGGCUAUGUCGUGGCAACGAAACGAGCAAUGUACGGGGAGUGUGUGAAGACAUGUGGCUUUGAACUUCCACUACGUGUAAUGUUCAUGGACAGACAUUGUAUCAGGGAUGACGAUAAUUGUUCAUACUGCAAGUACUAUGGCUGUCCUCCGGUGGAGUGUUUCUCUAAGGGCAAGAAGGUGGUUCCCGAAAUCACUCCAGACGGCCGAUGUAUGGCAUGCAAAGGUCGAUGUGUGUACGGCGGGGAGGUGUUCAAGAAGGGAGACAAAUUCAUGGCUGUUGAUGACCUAAACACUUGUAAAUGUCAAAAUCAAGGCCGCGUCCUGUGUACCAUGAAGAGAAAAAAACCUUCCAUCAGCGGAUUCUGUGAUAUUUAA